AUGAAAGUUUCUUUGGUGUUGGGCUUCGUAUGCGUUACGCUGUUUUUACAAAUUCGAUUCUGUUCAGCUGCUCGUAAGGGUUCCGGAUCAUCUCCGCCUGGUAGGCCUAGACCAAGGCCUAGUAGUAUUAGUAACAGGCGUCCUAAUGUAGACCUAGGCGUAUGUCAGGCCCAAGGUCGAGGAAUCAGGACAUUGCAGAAUAAAAUCAUUCGUACUAAAGAUUCAAUCGACAAUGGAGCAUGUUUCGCCAAUGCCAUAGUUGUCGGCUCGAUAGACGAAUGUUCCGCCAGAUGUUGUAGUUUUUCUGGAGAUGACUGUGAUGGAAAAUGCGACACAAGUAUUUUCGUCCAUGAGACAGAUGACGACAACAGUGAAGAUGUUAAUUGUUUUCUUUUCGUCUGUGGUGAUGGUCAGGAUUGCAAAUUUUCCUACCAUAGUGGAUACACUACAACAAUGAUUUUGAGACACCAAGAGAGAACAGAACCACCUUCCACCACCGUCAGCGUUAAGAAGACAACAACUGCUCCUAUUAUACACACAACACAUUCUGCUAGGUCCACCACCACUGCAACAUGGGAUUUGCCAACCACCACGAAGCAAGAAAUUCAUAGGCUUAGUCCCAGCCCCAGUCAAGUUUUACCCAUUGAUGAAAAUUAUGAAGAAAAAGAAGAUGAAAAUUCUUAUAACCAUAAUUCACAUGAUUGUGGACGUUAUCGUUUCAAAUGUGGUAGCGGUGAAUGUUUUAAAUUUUCUUACAUCUGUAAUGGCAUCAUAGAUUGCAGGGACAACUCUGAUGAAACUGGUUGUGACUACACUUCAACUGUUGCACCUCUUAUUUCUACUGCUCCUGCACAUGACUCACAGGUUUGGCCUACUCGCCUGUACCCUGCUAGCACUAAAGCUAGAUCUCAGCAAGUUCCAGACAUGAGGACUAACUCUGCUUCUGCAGGCCAAACCUUUUCAAUGGCAGGUUUUUCCUCACCAGAGGCAGCAUUAGGAAGUAAGAAAGACUUUCUUUCUAAGCAUGUUGUUGCGGAAGAGAGUAGGGAAGAUAGGGAGAGGGUUGCUAGUGGGAGGUUGUCAGAUAACCAAAUAGGGUAUAGGGUACAUCCUGCUGACGGAGGUCUGACCCAAGAGCUACAUAGUAAGGGCCAGGAAAGAAUGAAUGAGCCAGAUGAAAUCCAGGGGGGUGACCUGAGCUUGACAGAUCUCCAAGAUGAUUUGAAUGCCCUGUCAGCCACGGGGAGUAAUAAGGGUGGUAAUCCUGAUGACCAUGACAAUGAAAACAAAUACACUGGUAGAAAAGGGGGAACUUCUAACCUUAAGAUAGAAGACCAGAAUAGGUCAGGAGAAUAUACAAAUGAUAGAAAUGAAGAUUAUGAUAGCAAUGGUGGUGAAAUGUGGGUUUAUAAUGAUGAUGGAGAUAAAGAGAGUCAGCAGUUAGAUCAAGAUUUCUAUGGCACUAAAUUUGAGGAGGAUCAUGAUGAAAAUCGGAAAGAUGAAGACUCCUUGAAAGAAAUUGGUAGAGAGAAAGAAGAGAAAAAUAUGUUAGAUUUGGAUUACGAUACAUAUGAUACAUCAGGAGUUGUUGAUACAGGAAAGCACAAUGGAUAUGGACGAUUACCGAAUGAUGGUUACAAGAAAGAAGGAGUUCCUGAUUCCACAAGGGAGAAUUUAAAUUCCAUGCAACAUGAGAAGCAGGAUGAUCCUAUGAGUAGUAGACCUGUUUACGAAGCUGUAGGACGCAAACUAGACAACGUUCAACAUUUACCACAUACUCGCAAAAAUGACCACCAAACUCAAUUCAAGAAUGCGAAGAUUGAGAUGAAUCACCAAAUGAAAUCACCUGAUCACACAGUCAAUGGUAGAUUGGAGAGUACACAGAGAAGUGACAAAGGAGCGCAUGCUGAAUUGAGUCCACCCAUAUGGCAGGGUAGAAGGAAAGGUGGUUGGGAUGAUAGAUCAUUUACAAGUGAAAGUAGCGAUGCUGAUGAUACUCACGAUACUGAUAAAGGCUUGAUACGGGAUAAAGGAGACAGGUGGUUGCAACAAGGCCCAAAGACUGGUGAAAAAGAAGGCGGCACAUAUGGUGCAGAAUACUUCAACAGGGACCAUGACAGUGGUUGGCCUGACAAACAUGUAGUUUCACGUAAUAGGAAUUUAGGUUGGCCAGAGAACAUUCAUGAGGAAAGGCAAAGAAACAAGAUGAAGGAUGGACAUGUUCUUCCAAACAGACUUAAGACUACUAGUGAGGCUGAAUAUGAACCAGAUCUGGACAUUACAUCACAGAAAUUUGUCAGUAAAUGGCAAGAUAGACAAAGGAGACCUGAUCUACCUCCAAACCAAGUAUACUUACCUAAGUACAACCGACAAAAGGAACCAAACUGGUACAAUAAUCCUGACAGAAAGCAAGAAUACAGGGAUUAUGAGGACCUUGGACGUGGCGAGAAUGCACAUCAAUUUUGGAACCAGUAUAAAAACCAACAGAUUCAACAUCAUAGGCCUAAUGGUAACAAUGCAGGCUCAUCUCAAGAUUACAGUGCAAAUGAAUAUGAUACUGCAGACUCAAUUGAUGAAGACAUGAAUGAUAUAACCACCACAGAACCUCCCAAUCAUGAUCAUCAAUUUGUAGGAAUGAGUUCUAUUAUUCCAACCACAACCACUAAAUCUAACAGGAAUACAUCUGAAAAUGCCAUCACCAAAUCAUCAGGGAACAUUACAGAAGCAACAAAGAAAACUUUCCCAAACAAUAGCAAUAAGCACGGAUCCCUGCGGAAGCACUUGUUCAAGACAAAAUCACCUCUGACAGACAAACCACUGACCAGUGCCAUCUUGCCAUUGGCAUUUGGACUUCUUAUAACGGUUCUUUUGCUUCUACUGGUUGGCUGUCGCUUACGCCAGGUAAAUCGACGUCUUCAUUAUGGACGUGUUCAUUUUAUGUAUUUUAUUCUUACUGUAUCCUGUGAUCUGAAUAGUUCUAAUACAUUGUUCUCAAGCACCUUAUUCUGGUUUUCUUAG
Anneissia japonica is the source of this 3018-nucleotide messenger RNA. RefSeq lists its product as uncharacterized. NCBI's taxonomy places the organism in Eukaryota, Metazoa, Echinodermata, Crinoidea, Comatulida, Comatulidae. The record is from RefSeq and is a predicted model, not a curated record. The coding region runs from base 1 to 3018 and encodes 1005 amino acids. Gene Ontology annotation, molecular function: protein binding. The transcript is spliced from 5 exons.